This is a messenger RNA of Paramisgurnus dabryanus, 1144 nucleotides long. RefSeq names its product MORN repeat containing 2 (gene morn2). The record is from RefSeq and is a predicted model, not a curated record. NCBI's taxonomy places the organism in Eukaryota, Metazoa, Chordata, Actinopteri, Cypriniformes, Cobitidae.
AUCAGGCAAAGUAGAGUUGAUUUUUCGUUGUCACGGUGAUUCGUAGACAAGCUGAAUAUUUUGAUAAAGGACAUUUAAGCGCAAAAUGUCUGAGACAACAUGUAAAAUCUUUUACAUUUUCCCAAAUUUAGACAAAUAUGAGGGAGAAUGCUAUCAUACAUCAGAUGGUGUGGUGAUCAGGAAAGGGUUUGGCACACAGACAUCAGCCUCUGGAGUUACAUACACUGGUGAAUGGAACAAUGAUAAGAUGAAUGGCAGUGGAACUCUUACACAUCCAUCAGGAGCAAUUUACAGAGGUCUGUUUAGAAAUAACAUGUAUCAUGGAAAAGGAACUUACAGAUUUCCUGAUGGGACAGAAUACAAUGGAACCUUCAACAAUAAUAGGCUCCUACAUUUAAAUAAAUGGCAAGAACAGGGCAUCUGUUAUGCUUUUCAGAUUAGAGGGUAAUGAAGAGUUCAGAGAUUCGCAAGGACUUGUGUGGACCGGAAUGUUCCACAACAAAGCAGCACUAGGACUGAAGCUUAAAGUCAACAUGUAGCAUGGACUGAUAUACACAGACACACUGCAAUUACUACAGUUAAAUUGUUAAUUUACAUGAGUCUGAAUUGGAUGGCAUAUGUAAAUCAUCAACUAAAAAGUGCUUUGUUCAUUUUAUGUUUAUGGCUUUGGACAAACUGAACUUAACAAGUAACUAAAUAAUAAGCAAUAUACAAAAGGCUUAUUUUUAAACACGUAAUAAUUUAUAAGGUUUAUAAGAUCAUUUAGAAGUGCAAGUAAAUAAAUAAUAAAACAAUUAAAUGUACAUUAACACAUUGUUUAGACAUUUAGUAAUAGGUACUCAGUAUGUUAAUAAAUGCUUUUAUUAAAGGUGCAAUGUGUAACAUUUAGAAGGCUAUAUUGACAUAAAUGGAAUAUAAUAUACAUCACUGUGUUUUCAGUGGUGUGUAAAGACCAUACAUAAUGAAAAUAUAUGUUUUUAUUACCUUAGAAUACGCCGUUUUUAUCUACAUACACCACGGGUCACCUAACAUGGAAGUCACCAUCAUGUUUCUACAGUAGCCCUUAAUGGACAAAUUGUUAUCAAGACGGCGUUUUGUCACUACGUUAUGUUAGGUUUACUUCCUGACUCCUGAGAUACCUCCA